AUGGCAGGAAUGCUUCUCCGCAGCCUUCUUGCGCGGGCUGCCCAGGAUGAUCUGUCGAUGAGAAUGGGCGCUGCCCUCACGUUAGAUAUCGACCCGCUGCCCGUCGCCCAGCAUCGUGGGCUGAUUGCAGUCUCGAUCAUGGCUUGUUUCUCGCUCGUGGCCACCUUGACGCUUCUCUUAUUCAUCACCUAUCGACUCAUCUUUUGGAGGAGAAAUUAUCAAAGAUACAUUGGUUACAAUCAGUACAUCAUCCUCAUCUUCAAUUUGGUUCUGGCCGAUCUCCAACAGUCUCUCGGCUUUGUGGUGUGCCUGAAAUGGAUCGCCACCGACAAAAUCAAAGCCGGGACGGUGGCGUGUUUCCUGCAGGGACUGUGGCUUCAAAUCGGAGAUCCCGGAAGUGGUCUGUUCGUCCUGGCAAUCGCGUUCCAUACCUUUUUGCUGGUCGUCUGGGGCUACAAGAUGUCCCAUCGGAUGUUUGUGUGCUUUGUCAUUGGCGUCUGGGUAUUCAUCGCCGUCAUCACAAUCAUCCCCAUCGCGGCACACGGCUAUCAAGUCUUUAUCCCAUCCGGUGCAUGGUGCUGGAUCAGUGAAGAGUAUGAGACUAUUCGUCUUUGGACCCAUUAUAUUUGGAUUUUUCUCGCCGAGUUUGGUACCGUGAUGUUGUAUGCGGUCAUGUACUUCCAGCUUCGGCGCCAGAUUGCUGCGUCUUCCAUUCUGGGAAACAAUCAACUGGAGAGUCUGAAGCGUCUGCGCCGCGUAGUCGGCUACAUGACCAUCUACCCGAUCGUUUACAUGACUCUGUCUCUUCCUUUGGCAGCCGGACGUAUGUCCACGGCCAAUGGACACGCACCUUCGAUCAAAUUUUUCUGUUGUGCCGGUAAGUCGUCAAAUACUUGUGUCCGAAUCCCCAAACACCACCAGCUCUUGCCUUCUGACAUCUCCCCAGGCGCCAUUAUCACCAGUUCCGGUCUUGUGGAUGUUAUUCUUUACACCCUGACCCGUCGAAACCUCAUCAUCGAUUCUGAACCAAGCCAAGAUCGCUCCUAUAACAAAUUUGCGAGUAGCCGCGGACGUUACGGCGAAAAUCAUUUGACCACCAUCACUGCUGCUGAUCCCAAGACUCGAACUGGGUUGGGGGGUGGGACGGGUCAUGACCGUGACGGAUCCACCGACAACAUCGUCCAGCCUGGCCUCGAAAUGGGCCCUCUUGGCAAAGUGUACCAAGAGACUACCAUUGAAAUCACCACCGAACCAGCCUAUCCAUCGGAAGCCGCGAGCGAGCGUUCCAGCAAGGAUGAAUUUACUGACCGCCCGUCACGUCGAUGGGGACGAUAG
Molecule: messenger RNA, 1335 nt
Organism: Penicillium oxalicum
Lineage: Eukaryota; Fungi; Ascomycota; Eurotiomycetes; Eurotiales; Aspergillaceae
Gene: gprC
Product: protein gprC
Exons: 1
Coding region: 1-1335 (444 amino acids)
Biological process (GO): adenylate cyclase-activating G protein-coupled receptor signaling pathway; cell surface receptor signaling pathway
Cellular component (GO): plasma membrane
Molecular function (GO): G protein-coupled receptor activity
Source: RefSeq, a predicted model, not a curated record